Messenger RNA from Diaporthe citri, 723 nucleotides. RefSeq lists its product as uncharacterized. The record is from RefSeq and is a predicted model, not a curated record. The transcript is spliced from 4 exons. The coding region runs from base 1 to 723 and encodes 240 amino acids. NCBI's taxonomy places the organism in Eukaryota, Fungi, Ascomycota, Sordariomycetes, Diaporthales, Diaporthaceae. Gene Ontology annotation, molecular function: protein binding.
AUGGCCGGAGACCCGGAACAGGAGACGGCGUACAGGUCCGGGGACCUGAGACUCUUUGAGUCCGGCCUCUUCUCCGACAUCGUUGUGGAAUGCGGUCCCAGGUCGUGGAACCUACAUAGGAACAUUCUUUGCACCAGAAGCGUCUGGUUCGAGACGGCCAUCACUGGAAGCUAUGUGGUUGGCCAGAUGAAACUUAACCAGGACGCAUUCGACGGAGUCAUCAGAAUCGAGGAGCAGGAUCCCGAAGCCGUUGAGGUGUGCCUGAGGUACAUCUACGGGGCCAUAGACAUGGCCACAGAGACGAGGUAUCGGCCAGUGUUCAAGUUCUGCGCCGAGCUAUAUCGAUCCGCCGAUUUCUUUCUCCUCGAGCCACUGCUGCCCGUCGUCCAGCGCCACAUCGGAGACUACUGCGACGAGAAGACCAGGUGGAUGUGGACGAGAGGAAAUAUGACCGAGGACUACCGGAACGAGAAGAAGGCUCUGAUCUGGGUCGACGAUCUCAAGGCCGCGAUCCUCGAAACAGACAAGUGGAACACUCCCGUCAUCAGCUUUAUGCUGAUGGAGUUUGUGUGGGCGUCAAAUACGUUCCUGACAAACUACUACUCCACUUACAUCGGCAUCCGAGAUUGGCUUAGAGAGAAUGCCCGGCGCUUCUUGGACGACAUGGAACACCACUGCAAACCCAUGCCUCCUUUCUGCGGGGGAUGGAGCCAACAGCUUUAA